This is a messenger RNA of Orycteropus afer afer, 1224 nucleotides long. Lineage: Eukaryota; Metazoa; Chordata; Mammalia; Tubulidentata; Orycteropodidae. The record is from RefSeq and is a predicted model, not a curated record.
AUGGAGCUCCCUUGGGCUCAGAUAUAUCCCCAAGGGAGUUGCCAAGCCCCCAGCUUAAGCUUCAGCACCUUCCUGCCCACGGGUUUGACUCGCAGGAGGUCGCAGACCCUGGAGGCUGAAGAGGCCCAGCCCAGCCCCAGGGCUGUGGAUAUCAAGGCCACGCAGGCGUCUCUCCAGGCCCGGGGGGCUACCUCCAAUUCAGAGGGUGCUGGGAAGGCUGAGGAGGUGCCUGGGGAAGGAGGUCUGAACCUGCAGGCUGAGACUCGGGCGUGGUUCCUGAAGACCCAGGCCCAUUGGCUUCUGCAGCACGGGGCAGCCCCUGCCUGGUUCCAUGGCUUCAUCACCCGGAGGGAGGCCGAGAGACUGCUGGAGACUAAGCCUCAAGGAUGCUACUUGGUGCGAUUCAGCGAAAGCGCCAUAACCUUUGUGCUGACUUACAGGAGCCGGACUUGCUGCCGCCACUUCCUGCUGGCCCAGCUCGGGGACGGGCGCCACGUGGUGCUGGGGGAGGACAGCGCCCACGCGCGGCUGCAGGACCUGCUGCGACACUACACGGCGUGCCCGAUCAGCCCCUACGGGGAAAAGCUCACCGAGCCCUGCGCCCGCCAGACUCCUGAGCCCGCUGGACUUUCCUUGAGGAUGGAAGAAGCAGAUUCUGGAAGAAAAACCCAGGACCCAAACAUCUCUUACAGUGCAGUCCUCAAACAAGCACAGGCCCCAGACCCACUGCAGACAGAAGGGACCAGGGAGUCAAAGGAGCCCUCCCAACCAUCCAGGCCUAAGCCUGCCAUCCCGGCCAAACCUCAGCUGUCCCCUGAAGUCUAUGCGAGCCCCACUCCGCGACCCCGCCCGGCUCCACCCCCCAAACCCUCCAAUCCCAUCUACCAAGAGCUUGAUGAGCCAAUUGACUUCUAUGCCAUGGGCAGGGGCAGCCCCGGGGAAGCCCCCAGCAACAUUUACGCAGAGGUGGAGGUGCCCUUGGGGAGUGACGGACCUUGGUCCAACUCGGGGCACCCAGUCCUACGGAAAUGCCAGUCCAGGCCUGUCCCAGGAAGCCAGAAUCCAGGUGGUCCGCAGCUGCAUUCUGAGAACUCUGUGGCUGGACAAGGCCCUCCCUUGCCUCAACAGCCCCCACACCCCUGGGGACACACCCUGCCCCACAACCUUUCUAAACAGGUACUCCGGGACCAAGGACAAACAAGGCUCCCUCUGGGACCUCCUUAG